Messenger RNA from Wyeomyia smithii (pitcher-plant mosquito), 4085 nucleotides. Its product is annotated as protein sickie-like. Bases 1042 to 3669 code for a protein of 875 amino acids. The transcript is spliced from 6 exons. Lineage: Eukaryota; Metazoa; Arthropoda; Insecta; Diptera; Culicidae. The record is from RefSeq and is a predicted model, not a curated record. Gene Ontology annotation, biological process: neurogenesis; nervous system development.
CGACGCGUUCGGUUCAGUAGUUUUUUGGUGCGCGAGUGACAACGCUGACGGAGACAACGACGCACGACGCGGCUAACUUACUUUUAGCUUCUUUUACUUUUUUUCUUCCUUACUUUACUUUACUAUUCGACGAGGGUGAACGGUUAUUUUAGUUUUAAGCCGAGGGUAAUCGGUGUUGUGUGCGUCCCUCUACCUAGAGACCUGCGGGCUGGAAGACAUUUUUCUCAAUUUGUGCGACUAUUGUUGGGAUAAUGUGGUUGUUGCUGUUUAAGCUGCGGUAAAAAUAGUGCGGAUUGUUAAUCGGCGGACAAGUUGCCAAUUGCGUGGACUAAGAAAAGGUGUUGCAAAGUGAAGCUGCGGUGCCAUUUAGAUGCUUGCCUCGUUGCUACUUCUCAUGGUGGGAAGCGCACAACAAUUGGCAGAUCGAAUUGUGAACAACGACAACAAGGAUCGCAGAGUUACAACCAAAGCGGAUGACUUUUUUUUCCGGGCGCAGAUCGCCGAUGACUUUUAGGAUUUGUCUGUCUUCUUAUGUGCUAUAAAUCGGGAGGAAAUAUACCCCGGUGUGAAUCGAAGAAGCUUAACGGAAUGAAAUUUGUGCUUGUUUGAGGUCCGUGGAAAAGGUAAAAAAGUUAAACCAACGCCGUAAUAAUGAGUUCGAAAUUCGUCGAUUGUUAUCUGCACGGGGGGAAUUACAGAUAACGAAUGUAAAUGAGUGUGUAAGAAGAUAAAUUGAGUUUCGAGGUUUUUUUUUCGUGUGUUACCUUUGUCCCAUUCGGAUUUGAUUACGGCAGACAGUUUGUUAUUCUGGCGGUGGAAUCAAGUGGCUACGCGGUCCUAAUUAAUGGAUUAACGUUCUGACCCGAAGCAAACGAUUGUUGAUUGAAGUGCUGGAAACGAAGGCACCCGAUAGAAAAGAUAGAAAAACCACUCGAGCCACCCACUUCAGGCAGCAUGCAAGCAGCGCAAAUAUAGUACAAACUCGAUAUCGUAAGUGGAUUUGAGUGCAUUGCUGCUAGUUUGAGUUUAGUAUAACCAGCCAUGCCUGAGGGAUUUGCGACCAUUCGGACGCGUGGUUUGGCACGCAGUACUAGCCGGGCGGAACAGUUGCCACCACCCCGGAGGAAUACCGGUCCCUUGAAGCAUGCCGGCUCGGGCCCACUGUAUGAGAACAACAACGGCAGCGACGGCAAUCGGCUGUCCUACAAAAGCACUUCGGCGACAUUGAUUUGCGUGCCGCCACCGGUUCCUCCUAGAAUUAGUUCGGAACUAACGAUGAAAAAUGACUCCAAACAAACCGACGACCGAAACGCGUUUCGAGACGAUGACGAUAUUUAUUGUACAGCCGCUUUGACGUACGAAACAUUUAAACCACUGAAAAGCCCGACGCUAAAUUCCGAGCUAGCCGACUAUGUAAAUCUAGGCCAAUCGAUGGACAGCAUCCACCGGCUGAAUUAUGAUUUCGAAAUGCCUCCACUGAAGAGUCCCCAGUACAUCACCGAGCUGAAGCUAAUUCAGUCAAAAGCAACGGAAAAUGGCAGUUUAUUUUCCAGACCAGAAAGUCCACCGUACGGAAAGAUACGCCACAGCUAUCGCUCAUCCACGCCGGAAAGUUGCGAUUGCUCAUCGGGUUCCUCCACGUACUCGAACCCAAUCAACAGUGGCAAAGCCAGCAGCUUGAGUGGAUUUCUAGGGCAAGACGAGACGCCACGACCACCUCUCCCUACCCCAAAGUCAGUGGCUCUGCAGUAUCGCAAAUCAUACUCCAACUCCCGCUCGGAGAUAAUCUACGAAGAAUCGAAAAAACUAACCAACGGAAGCCAAUCGAGCGAUACCGAUUCCGGGUACCACGGAAGCCAGGGUAGCAGCUAUUCUAAGAUACACAAGAGUGCGGAACUGCUAAACUGUGCGGCCGAUCCGCCAACCCGUUGUUCACCGCCGAAGCUCACGCGAGGGUACUCCACCUUGGGACAUCCCCGGGAUGUUCACAUUGCUGGGAAUGCUGGCCAGUCGCGGACCGCUAGCGGUGGCAGUAAGUCUACGACUUCACUCAAUGAAACAGGGCUACGGCCUGUCGGCAAACAACCGGAGCAGCUGGAGCUUGAGCAAAAGGUCGGCGAUCAGACAACUCUCCGGAGUAAGCCGGUUAUUCCGUGGUACGAGUUGGCCAUCCGGAAGGAUCAUCGCCAGAGCUGUCCCCCGCUACAGACGCACGUUGUGGAGGCCUUCGAGCAGAGUUUGAUUAAUGUGUCCCAGAAGCUGCAAAAGCUGACCGUUUCCAAAGAUCAGAAGGAGAACGAAAUCCAAGAAAUGAGACAAACGAUCGAACUUCUACGUCAACAGUCGGCCGGAAUAGCCGCCACUCAGCUGCUGGCGUUAAGUGCCGCCCAUGGAACGACGACCACUGGAACGGCGCAGCCACCACCGCCUCCCCCGAGGAGUGAGAAGAAACGUCACCACAGUGCCGACUCGAUGCAUUCAGUCAGUUCAACCGGUUCGGUUGCACCGGAAAAACCUAAGAAAAAAGGCGGCCUAAGGCUGUCGCUGACUCGAGCUUUCUCGCGAAGUCACAAGGACCCGAAACCGAAUCGACCGGUUAGUCAAGGUUCUACUUCGAGUGUGGAGAAUUCUCUCCACGCGUAUCGCAGCCGGGAGGAUAUCUGCGCCUCUCCGGUGUCUUCCAACACCAGUCCAACGCUGAAAGUCGAACACCAACUCGUCUACGAUCGCGACGGCAACCCAACCGUAGUCGAACGACUGGUCGAACAGCUACGCGAGAAGGACAUGGUCCUCACCGAUAUUCGACUGGAAGCAUUGACCACCGCUUCGCAGGUGGAAAACCUCAAAGAUACCGUCAUGAAGAUGCGCCAGGAAAUGAUCAACCUGAAACAAAACAACGACCGGCUGCAACACAUGGUGACCCGGCGCUCGAUAACGGGCAGUGACGGUUCAUUGGCCUCUUCCAGCCCACCCAGCUCAGCCACUGAUUCACGGCGACUCAGCAGCGCAACGGCUGACCACCCAAACGGACGGCAUGCUUUUGAUCUGAAUUUGGACGAAUGCGAUGAGGACAGCAUCCCUCCGGCACCAGCCCCAGAACCUCUUCCAGAACCACUGAGUCCGGCCUUUAUCGCCGAUUUAUCACCCUCGUCGGAACGUCCGUCAAUCGCGGAUGGAAUCACCGCGUAUCCCUCCGAAUCGCUAGUGGAUAACGUGGAAGGCAAAAAGAUUGCCAUCGCAGUCUACCUAGGCCAAGCUGAUCAGUUUCUCAAGUAUCUCGAGACGGUGAACGACGAAGGCAGCCACCCGGAGAGGAACGGCAAAAUCAAACAGAAUGAGUUUACCAUCGCGUUCACGUACGUGUGCGGAAAAACCGGCUGGCAAAGCUUGGACUACAUCGUUGGCCGCAGCUUCCGUGAUUUCCUCGAGCGUGUCGAUCCGGGCGGCAAUCUAGGGCUCAGUACGGAAUCUAUUGCCAGCUAUCACUUGGGCGAAGCGAGGCGUUCCCAUGAGCUCUACCUACCGGAAUUGCUUCCGUACGGAUACAUCAUUGGCAACGUUGACACGCUGUACAUUUGCCUGCGGGGCGUCAGUAACGUGGCUCUCGAUAGUCUCAUCAUCAAGAACAUGGUGCUGCGCUAUAAAUCAGCUGCCGUUGUGUCGACCUGAGAACUGACUUUUGACAGGCAAAAAAAAUAGCGUUCAAAAUAAAUCCCACGUCGAAUCGAGUGUGCUUUUUUUCGGUUUUCGUUUAAAAAUAAUAAAACAAACCGAUCGCUGGCGAUUCUAUUUAUGAUAGUGUAAUAACUAACAUUUAUUAAAUGGUCUGUUCAGUUUGGAUGAACAGAUUUGAUUCGUUUUGCAGUCGGCUUUCAAUAGUGUAGCGAAUUAUUUAAAUGAGAGUGUACUUUUUUGAGAGGGUUAUUACGGUUAGCUACGCGUGUGUCUGCUUGUAAAUUAUGUUGUGAAUUACAAUGCUCUAGAAUUACAUUUCGACAUCGGCUAGAUAGUGUAAGGGCUUCGGCUAACGAAGCUUAACCCGUGGACAGUUGCGCGUUACAAUAAAGUUUGAAUGUUGUGGAUCA